Messenger RNA from Dermatophagoides farinae (American house dust mite), 3606 nucleotides. It is a transcript of the gene Grp170, whose product is annotated as hypoxia up-regulated Grp170 co-chaperone protein. NCBI's taxonomy places the organism in Eukaryota, Metazoa, Arthropoda, Arachnida, Sarcoptiformes, Pyroglyphidae. Gene Ontology annotation, cellular component: endoplasmic reticulum chaperone complex. Gene Ontology annotation, biological process: endoplasmic reticulum unfolded protein response. Gene Ontology annotation, molecular function: ATP binding; ATP-dependent protein folding chaperone. The record is from RefSeq and is a predicted model, not a curated record.
UCUCAUUCUCAAACAACAAACUUGCAGACGGACAUUAUAUUUGACGAGUGAUUUUUUGUAUGUGUGUGUGUGUGUGAUUCUAUAGGUUUAACAAUUCUCAAUUCAACAUAUAUAUUAUAUACCCGGCAUUCUUUUUUUUUUUCUCUUAACGUUUCAAUUACCUGGCCUGUUGUUGAUUAUCUUGAUCUUGAUUUUACUUUUAAAUAUCUAAUAAAUUUCCAAAUAUUCCAAUUUGUUAUUGUACAUCUACAAACAAACACGCGUGUGCUUAAAGCACAUGUUAUUCUCAUUAAUUUAUUGCUGUCAUUUAUCGUUGUUUUUUUUCAUGACACGUCAAUAUUACAACAUUGAAUUUGUUUAUAUUUUCAAAUCCAUGUUUUUAUAAUAUAUUAGUAUAAUAGACAAAAGACACAGACAAACACAAAACCACAGCAAGCAAUCGAAUAAAUGAAUGAAUGAAUAAGUGAAUUUAGUUUUUUCUAAAAUAUUUUUAAAAUUUUUAUUCUGUAUACCAAAAAAAACAACAAAACAAUUCUAUCAAAUAUGAGAUUAUUAUUCUCAUUGAUACAACUAUUUUUCGUGAUAUUAUUCUCAUCUUUUAUCAUUCAAAAUGUCACAUGUGUGGCAGUUAUGUCGGUUGAUCUUGGAUCCGAAUGGAUGAAAAUUGCCAUUGUCAGUCCGGGUGUACCAAUGGAAAUCAUAUUGAAUACGGAUUCACAAAGAAAAACACCAUUAGCUGUUGCAUUCCGUGAUGGUGAACGUUAUAUCGGUGAUUCAGCAUUGAAUGUUGGUAUACGAUUUCCGGAGAAAACAUUUACACAUUUUAUCGAUUUAUUGGGUAAAUAUCGUAUCGAUUCGAUUGCUGUACGGAAAUAUCUGGAAAGAUUUCCUUAUCAUACGAUUGUUGAAAAUGAAAAAGAUCGAACCAUUGAAUUUGUGAUAAAAGAUCAAGAUCAAGAAUUACGUUUUACACCCGAAGAAUUACUGGCAAUGAUGCUCAAUAAAGCUCGACAUUAUGCUGAAAUUGCAUCGGCAUCAUCAUCACCUACUGGUCAGGCACAAACAAUAACCGAUUGUGUAUUAACGGUUCCGCCAUAUUUUUCUCAAACCGAACGUAAAGCUCUAAAAUAUGCAGCUCAAUUAGCUGGACUAAAAGUUUUACAAUUGAUCAAUGUAAAUUCAGCUUUUGCAUUGAAUUAUGGAAUAUUUCGACGUAAAGAUUUCAAUUCAACAAAUCCAACCAACAUUUUAUUCUAUGAUAUGGGUGCCGGUUCAACAUUAGCUACUAUUGCCAGCUAUCGAUUGGUUAAAACGAAAGAACGUGGCUUCACCGAAACUGAUCCACAAUUGACAAUCAAAGGUGUCGCCUUUGAUCGUUAUCUUGGUGGUUUUGAAUUACAAUUACGUCUUCGUGAUCAUUUAUUGAAAUUAUUCGCUGAACAUAGUAAGAAAACUAUCGAUGAAAUCCGAACGAAUAAACGUGCAAUGGCAAAAUUAUUGAAAGAAGCUGGCCGAUUGAAAAAAGUUCUAUCGGCUAAUCAAGAACAUAAAGCACAGGUUGAAAAUGUGAUGAAUGAUAUCGAUUUAAAAGCAAUGGUUACACGUGAACAAUUCGAAACAAUGGCAACAGAUUUAUUGAAUGAACGUUUAAUGAAAACAUUGGAUGAUGUUUUCAAAAAUGCCGGUAUAACAUUGGAUGAAAUUGAUUCAUUCAUAAUUAUUGGUGGAUCGACACGUAUACCUAAAAUUCAACAACAAUUGGAAUCAUAUUGGUCACGUGAAUUGAGUAAAAAUAUCAAUGCCGAUGAAGCCGGUGCAUUAGGUGCUGCAUACCAGGCUGCCUAUCUAUCUAAAGGAUUCAAAGUAAAAGUAUUUCAUCUAAAAGAUUGGAAUCAAUAUCAAAUGAAUGUGGAUUUCGAACGUGAAAAUGCUACGGAUAAAAAAGUUGUAUCACGUACAUUGUUUGCACGUGGUAAUACAUUCCCACAGAAAAAAGUCAUAACAUUCAAUAAGAAUCGUGAUGAUUUUGAAUUUAAAGUUAACUAUGUUGAACCGAGCAUUCCGCAAGAUAGUAAAUCGACCAUAAUGAAAGUUUCAUUGACAAAUGUAGCGGAAAUAUUCGAUAAAUUUACCACAAAUUCUAGUGUUGAAUCAAAAGGAAUUAAAGUACAUUUUCGUAUGGAUGAAAGUGGAAUUCUCAAACUAGAAAGCAGUGAAGCAUCGUUCGAAGUGGAAUAUGAAGAGAUUAUCGAAAAGGAUAAUUAUGAACAGAUCAGUAAUCUUGUUGGUGAUGCUAUAUCGAAAUUUGGUAGUAAACUUUCAAGUCUUUUCAGUGGUAAUGAGAAUCUUUCAGCAAAUGAGACGGAAAAUGUUAAUGGCACUGAAUCGAAACAAGAUGAAGAAACACUGAAAGCAAAUACAACAAAUAUUACCGAUUCUGGAUUGGAGGAAAAAAUCCUAAACAAUACCAGUUCGAAUCAAAACAAUUUUACAGGUACUAAUGAUACUAAUAAUAGUCAGAAGAAUGAAAGUUUGAAUGCAACGAUGGAACUGAAUCAAAAUGGUACUACCAAAAGUUUUCAAAAAGAAAUUAAGAAAAAAAUUAUCAAAGAAGAGAUUAUAACAAAUGUCGAACAAUUAUUGGGUGGUGAUUUUCAAUUAUCAUCCGAAACGAUUGCUGCAUCACAACAAAAAUUGGAUACAUUGAAUAAAAGAGAAAAAGAUAAACUUAAACGUGAUCAGAUGAAAAAUGCAUUAGAAUCAUUUAUACAUGAAACAAGAGAUAAAUUAAAUCAAGAUGAUUAUAGCCAAUCGGUUACGGAUGAUGAACGUGAACGCAUUGAAAAUGAAUUACGUACCGUAUCUGAAUGGCUUGAUUAUGAAUCGGAUUCUGAACAGGCAUCAACAUUUGAAGAAAAAUUGUCCAAACUUAAUGGCCAGACAAAAGAACUAUUUGAACGUGUACGUGAACAUAGUGAUCGUCCAGAAGCGUUAUCAUCAUUGACGAAUAUGUUGAACAUAGCUGAUAUGUUCCAUACAAACGCCAUGAAUGUGUCGAAAGAUGAACAAAUUUUUAGUGAUGUUGAAUUGUCUACAUUAAGAAAAUUGAUUGAUGAUACGAAAACCUGGAUGGAUGAUCAGAUACGUGAACAAGAUUUGUUACCACGUACAGCGAAUCCAUCUCUGACCGUUAGAAUCAUUGUGGAAAAAACAAUGUUGGUUGAUCGUGAAGUGAAAUACCUGUUGAACAAAGCUCGAAUUACACCGCCAAAGAAAAAACCCACAACAACAACAACAACAGCCGAUUCUAAUGAAGAAACUGGGAAAAAUACCACUGAAUCAACUAAUGAAAAGAACGAUACAAUUACUAUUGAUGAAAAAAUCCGAAACGAUUCAAUGAGUGAAGAAAUAAAGACAAAUAGUGAUGAUAAAAUUCCAGAAGAAUCGAAUACAAUUGUUGAUGAUGAACAGACAAUCAAACCGGAUAAUACAAACACUGAUUCUGGUCAUUCUAGUAAAACUGAAUUGUAAUAUAUGCACACACACACAUAUAAUAUUUCUUACUUAUACAUUCUAAAUAAAAUAAAAAAUUUCUAAUUUAUCAAA